AUGUAUUGUCUCACAGUUCUGGAAGCUAUAUGUCCAGGAUCAAGGUGUCCAUGGGGUUGGUUCCUUCUGAGGGUUGAGAGGGAAGAAUGUGUCUCCCUCCUAUCUUCUGGUGGUUGGCCAGCAAUCCUGGGCAUUCUUUGGCUUGUGGAAGCAUCACUUCAUCUCUGCCUGCAUCUUCACGUGUUCUCCCUGGAUGUGUAUCUGUAUCCAAAUUUCCCCUUUUUUAUAGAGACAGUAGUUUACUGGAUUCACUUCAGUUCAGUUCAGUUGCUCAGUCGUGUCCGACUCUUUGCGACCCCAUGGACUGCAGCAGGCCAGGCCUCCCUGUCCAACACCAACUCACUGGGUUAG
Rangifer tarandus platyrhynchus (Svalbard reindeer) is the source of this 351-nucleotide messenger RNA. NCBI's taxonomy places the organism in Eukaryota, Metazoa, Chordata, Mammalia, Artiodactyla, Cervidae. The record is from the annotation of a GenBank genome assembly.